Messenger RNA from Thlaspi arvense, 3108 nucleotides. The record is from the annotation of a GenBank genome assembly. Lineage: Eukaryota; Viridiplantae; Streptophyta; Magnoliopsida; Brassicales; Brassicaceae.
AUGGCGAUCAAGUUCGCUUCACCGUUGGCUCUCUUCUUACUCAAUGCAGUCUCAAAUUCCCAUUCCACAGAUGAAUCUGGGCCCCCGAAAUUUACAUUCAGUUGGUCAAACGAAAAGAACAAGUUUAAAACAGGGGAAGUCGCGGGAAUUAUGAUCAAAGUUCUGGGAAAUUUUGAAAACCAAGGGAACGCUUCAUUAGGGCAGAGAGCAUUUAACCCUAGACUUACCGUGAACGGGAAGACUGGGAGCAGUUCGUACGUUUCAGGGGUUUCGCUGGACCUUGGUGCAGAUAUCAGCACUUGGAAGAUUUCUUUUACGCCCAUCAUGGUUGGAGUUUUCAACAUCGUUAUAGACGACGAGAACUUCAAAGUCCUUGAUUCGUCGCUCCAUUUUGAAGCCGAGCCAGGGUUAAUGUACCCAUAUGUGUGUGUUGUUUCUUGGAUGGGUCUUGCAAACUUGUUUGAAGCCGGUAUGAAUGCAUCCAUAUUGAUCCUUCCCAAGUACGCAUUUGGGAAUAACAUUUCUUAUUCCGGGAAGGACAUGGAAAUGGAGAUGCAGGGGCUUUCGUUGUCUCUUCUCAACGAAAAUGGUUCCAUUGCUAGCAUUCUCAAUAUCACACACACCAGAUGGAUUGAAUCUGGUUACAUUUCCAUCGAGUUUGUUCUUGUGACCGCUGGAAAAGUCUUACUUCUUGUGGAGAAGGAGAGCCAAACCCUGAAUGGUGUUACACUACCUCUCGAGGUGAAUCCAGAGCUAAACACGUGGCAGAUAUUUUCCAAGAUGGAGAUCAUGCUACACCAGAAGGAUCGAUUUGGGAACCUUGUUUCCGGAUUCUAUGAGCUUGAUGCUGAUGUGGUGGAGAAAGAGACUGGUUUGUCUAUUCCAGUAGCAGAUUUUCAGUUUAAGUAUGUAGAGGCAUGGAUCCAGUUGAUGUCUUUCAGCUUAUCUGAGCCUGGAAAGUUCUUGCUCACUCUCUCUGAUAUGGAGCACAAUAAGAGCAUCUCUGGUAUGCCAUAUGAGUAUACAGUGUAUAUAGGUUAUUGUGAUGGAUCAAGAAGUAUAGUAAAUGGUUCAGGGAUCAAUGCUUCUAUCGCUGGAGAGUCUCUUGGCUUCUCUAUAUUCUUGAAAGAUGCUUAUAGUUAUCCUUCACCAAUUCAAGUGAAUAGACUUCAGGUUGUGAUGUCUUCACUUGUGGCUUAUACUAGCGAACAGUUUUACAGGGACUGGAUCAAAUUACCAAGCCUUGCUUCGGACAGCCUAGUGAUGCAAGCAAGUGCUUUUGACGUAACGUAUUCUCCAAAAAGGAGUGGAGUUUAUAAAAUCUUUAUAUCCUCUGGAAGCAUACUUCUUAAUGGAGGCCAACCUUUCCUUAAGGAAGUACAUGGUGGUGAAGUGAAUGUGACAACGUGUAGUGUGACGCAAUUCAAUGCAAAAGUGCUAAAAGAAAUAAAUAAUGAAUUUGUGGUCUUGCUCGUGGACGGAUUCUACAAUCCUGUGCCUGCACAGCCGUCACGGUUAAAGCUGGACAUCACCUCGGCUAACACAUCAAGUUUCACUACGUGGAACUUUGUCGAUAAUAACGAUGGGACAUAUACAGUUUGUACUUACCGAAUGUGUGUAUCCUUUGACAAUCAAAAUAUCCAACCUUGCCCCUUUGACGUAAAUGUUUAUUGCAGUGGAUACUUUCCAAAAGCAUAUGAUGAUGCAGUCAAUGUGUGGGAAGAUGAGUCAAUCUCUUUUAAACCAUUGGAAAACGACUAUUUUGCUGGCGACAAUGCGAGCAUCCUCGGCUUCUCACAAGCAGCUGAUAUCAAUGGAAACUUAGCCGCGGCUACAGUUUACAUCAUUGUUCUUACUGCUCCUCCUCAGUUUGUCUCAUUCUCCGGAGGAUUGCAAGCAACUGAAGGUCAGGGUAAGCAUUCUUCAUUUUGUUUAAAUUUUCCACUUGAGGUACCUGUAAUCUUGUUUCUUGAAUGUUAUUAUCACAGUGGCUUCUCUGGUCUGGAGAUAAGCUACUCAGACCUGCUUGAGAACAUUUCAGUAACGGUGCAAGCACUCUCUGGAUCGGUCAUUCUCUCUCCAAUGCUGAUGCAGUUUAGGCCGCCUGCAAGUGGAAGACUCUCAGUUAGCAACGGAGGUGAAGAUGGAAGGCUCUUAACCUUAGAAGGACAAAUAGGAGUUAUCAAUCCCGCACUUGAGUCCAUUCAAUAUCUCGGAAACGAGAAUUUUGCUGGUGUUGAUUCUCUUCGGCUGUCCACAAAGAACAAGAAUGGGAUCAAUCAACUGGAUGUUCCUGUUUUCGUUGAGCCUGUCAACGAUCCACCUUUUAUUGAUGUUCCUCGCUAUAUAAUGCUCGAGAGCAAUGGAGGUGAAUCGCUCAUAUUUCACAAAGAAACAAACAAAUUCAACUUCUCAGUUGGAGAUCCGGAUCUUGCUAAUUUUCCCGGUGGUGAAUCUCAUUUCUUGGUAACGUUUUCCGUGGAAGUUACUGACGGGUUUCUGCUGACAAACUUACCGUCCGAGGUUAUAAACUCAACAGAGCUCAAGUUCAAAAAAAUAUACCGGUGGCAGCCGAUUCAGACCUACGCUGCCAUUUCUAAGCACGUGAAUGUCAAAGCCAGUAGGAUUAGGUUUCGUGGAACAAUUAAGCAAUGCAACGGAGGAGAGAAGGGUGCUAUCUUGACCCUGAAACUGAGUGACAUGGGGAAUUACGGGUGCUCCCUUGAUUGCACCGAGAGAAUUUCACUGCCUCUACACGCCAAGGCUCAGGUAAACCUCAUCAGAAAGAGACCCUUGAGUGCCCUUGCAGCUCAAGUUCUAGGAUCAGUGAUUGUGGUGGAGUCUCUCGUGGUAUUCUCUCUCGCCACUUUGCUUCUGUUCUUCACUUGCAAGUGCGCAUUUCUUCUCGUACACGAGCGAAGAAACGAACAUUACGUUAACAAGAAUUUGCAGAAACCAACGGACAAUGCCGAAUCCUUAAAUGGCAAUGUUUCAUCAAGAAAAAUCACUGGUUGUUUCCCGGAGAGUAUCUGGAAUCGCCAUACACGGCAGAGACAAGUCGGUGAAACUUCUAGCAAGCAGAACAAGGAGUUGCCUGCCUCAGGUUAA